AUGGAAGACAAUUCCAGGGACAGAGGAUUAGAGAAUGCAUAUCCACAGAGUAACAGGCAAGCAGAAGUGACCAACAAAGAAAUCAUUAGAGGACUUAAGACUAAACUAGAUCAUGUUGGUGGUAGUUGGGUAGAUGAGUUACCCAGUGUGCUAUGGGCUUAUCACACCACCCCUCGAGAGGCUAUGGGAAUAACCCCAUUUCAGCUAGUAUAUGGUGGGGAAGCAGUAGUCCCCAUUGAGGUGGGGAUAGAAUCUGAUCAUAGACGACUCUAUGAUGAAGAUAAUGAUGGUCGACGUCUUAUGGAACUCGAUCUUAUUGAAGAAGCUCGGGACAAGGCAACAACUCGUCUUACAUCUUAUCGACAGUGA
Messenger RNA from Zingiber officinale, 369 nucleotides. RefSeq lists its product as uncharacterized. The record is from RefSeq and is a predicted model, not a curated record. Gene Ontology annotation, molecular function: nucleic acid binding. NCBI's taxonomy places the organism in Eukaryota, Viridiplantae, Streptophyta, Magnoliopsida, Zingiberales, Zingiberaceae. The coding region runs from base 1 to 369 and encodes 122 amino acids. The transcript is spliced from 2 exons.